AAUUAAUGGAGGAAGUUGCCUGCGGGAACAGACUUAAAGAUGUGGUCGAAAAAUGUAUCAUGACUACAAGCAGAAAAGUUGAAAUAAGGCUCGCUACCAGCCAUUAUUUCAAUUGCUUUAAGGAAGAAUUAUACCAAGAAGUUGAUCCAGACCGUGACAUUGGCAAUCGUAUUCUUGAUGUUUAUGCUAACCAUGAUUAUCAAAAGGAAUUGAACUUCACCAAGAGAGAAAUCUUUAACAGCUCAUUCAAGGCUAAUCAGGUCUACGUGAGGAAUAUAAAAUAAUGUUAAGAACAUUUUAGGAUUUCUGGAACUUUCAUUCUCUCAAUCAACCAACGUGUUUUAUGUCCAUGCGAGUCAAAGAAAGUUUCUUAAUAUGGCCUCUUGCCUAAAUGCGUUCACUAGAAUCAGUUGGAGAGUAUUGAAGGGGAUGUUUAUCUGUUGGUUCAAAAUUAGUGCUCCCCAGCUUCAGAAAAUUAUAGCUUCUUACAGGCAUGUUGAAGACCUCGGGAUAUGUUAUUGUAAAUUAUCGCUUUCUGUUGUCAUGAACUUUACUGAAGCAUUGAAAAAUUUUAACAUAAAGACGCUAAGUUUUAGUUAUUCAGGAAGAUAUGACUAUUCUGACUGGAAGAGCAAUCCUGAAGAAUUAGUAAAUCUGAUUAAAGGAUUAGCCACUUCUUCAGAUCUUAUAUCUAGCCUUGAACAUUUUGAUAUUUCCUAUUGUGGAAUCAGCAUUGAUAAAGCUAAAAGAAUCCUUGAAGAAAACUCAUUUGGAAAGAUACAGUUAACGCUUAUUUAGAAAAAUUGUAUUGAGCUG
This is a messenger RNA of Moneuplotes crassus, 816 nucleotides long. NCBI's taxonomy places the organism in Eukaryota, Ciliophora, Spirotrichea, Euplotida, Euplotidae. The record is from the annotation of a GenBank genome assembly.